AUGAGCGACACGGACCCCGUCAUUGUCCAUGCCCUGGCUCCUUCCUCAGUCUUCGCUUUCAGGUCAGAGGCCGAAUCUUGGGAUGCUUUUUUAGAGAGGUUCGAGGUCUUCCUCCAAGCUCAUGACCUCUCCGAGCUCCCUGAGGGGAGACGACGGGGCACCUUCUUGCACUACUGCGGGCCCGAAAUGUUUGCCACUGCCCGGGCUCUUUCGGCACCAACUCCGGUGCACACUAUGCCACUGGAUCUCCUCAUGGCUCGGCUCAAGUUACACUAUGAGCUGACGCCUUCCAAGUAUUCGCGCCGGCAAUUUUUCCGGCGCUGUAUCCAAAGACAAUCCAUCAGCCAGUACGUGGCUGAACUGAGGGCUGCCGCAAUAAACUGUGAAUUCUCUGAUCUUGAGGACGCUCUCCUGGAACAGUUUAUUUAUGGGCUCCUUGAUAUCAACCUUCACCGGCAAAUUCUGUCCCGCACCGAGCUGUCGAUGAAGAUUGCGAUGGACGAAGCCUGGACUUACAAAAUGGCCAGCCAGUCCACCCCGGAUGUCCGCCGGUUUCCUCCGUCAGCGUUGCUGGCGCUGCCCAACUCGGCUGUGCAUAGCCAGAUGAUGGUGCUCGAUCCGUGUGCCGAUGCCACUGCUUCUGUCGACUGCCUCCGCUCCAUGCCCCCUCGGGAUGGCGAUGUAAAGGACCAACCCUCGCUCUUUGGAGCAUUGUGGUUUCCCCGCCACUUCUGUACUCUUCACCCAUGGUCGCUAAGACUCUUUUGGAUUGAAACCCUGAUUGUGCCUGUUUGUUUGUUUGUUUGUUUGUUUGUUGAGGUGCCAUGGGACCAGCGAUGGAAAGCGAAAGAAGCAGCAAUAACGAGCAGGACUCACAAACUGAAUGGAAAUUAUUCCAGUGAUAUAUGGGAUCCUGUGAGGCUAAUAAUAGCAAUCAUAUUGGAUGGAUAUGGAAGAUUAUGGCAUGGGUAUGAGCUACACGGCAUUGAAAACAUACCGGAUGGGCCAGGGUUAAUUAUUUAUUACCAUGGAGCAGUUCCUAUGGACUACUUGUGUUUUCUCGCUAAAAUUUUUAUUCUGAAGCGCAAGUGUUGUUACUCAAUAGCAGAUGAUUGUGUUUUCAUAUUUCCAGGUGUUCAAGCUUUAGCUGGUGUGACAGGUAUUAUUCAAAAUAAAAAGGAAGAGUGUUUAAAUGUUCUCAAGAAAGGCAAGCUACUUGGAAUUUCUCCAGGAGGAAUGAGAGAAGCACUCUUUAGUGAUAAAUCAUACAAGCUCAUAUGGCAUAAGCGUAAAGGUUUCGCUCAGUUAGCUGUAGAUAUGAAAGUGCCUAUUAUACCCAUGUGUACACAAAAUAUUCGCGAAGGAUAUUGGAUCUUUGGGCGAUCAAGAGCUUUAGCUAGGCGGCUAUAUGAAUAUAGUCGAAUUCCCUUCCUUCCAGUGUAUGGUGGAUUUCCAGUCAAAUUUCGUACUUACAUUGGAGAGCCCAUUCUGUAUAAUCCAAAUGUAACUUCUGAGGAAUUGGCUGAGAAGACCCAAAUUGCUCUCCAGUCAUUAAUUAGAAAGCACCAGCAAAUUCCUGGAAGCAUCUGUCGGGCUUUAUUGGAAAGAUUUCACAAAGAAAAGAAAAAGGAGUAAAUUGGUCAAAUGUUAUGAUUAGGCCAAGUGAGACAACACGCUGCUAAUUAUUAUGAGUUUGACAAUCAUACAGGAUAUCAAAAAUUUUAAUUUAUAUUCUUUUCUAAUUUAGUAUUGUACUUUUUUUCUAGCAAAGAAAGGAUAAAGUAUUAUGCGAUUUUUCAUUUGCAUGAAAAAAGCACUUCAUAAGGCUUUUAAAACAUGGUUUUAUUUCAAGGUUGAAAUGUUACUUAGAAACUGGUAUGCUUACGGUUAGGUAGGUCAUGAUUAGUGAAUGAUACAAUACUAGACUUAUUAUGAGUUGUAAUUUGAGAAGUUGUAUAUAAGUAGAUCCAAAAUUCCGUUAAGGUGAAGUUACACGUGUGCAAUUGGGGUGGAGAUUUUAGACACUCUUCAUCUUCAUAUGUGCAAAAUGGAUAAAAGGCAGAUUCUGUCAAAGAAAAACAGUGCGAGCGUAAUUAAAACAAAUAUUUUCCAUAAUUGAAUGAUAUGAACAUAAUCAUAGCAAUACUAAAUUAGGAUGAAUUUAGGGAAGAAUUAUUUUGUGUUUGCUUUUUAUAAAUGUGAUUUAUAUACUGGUAUAUGAAUUUCAAUGCAGCCAUUUUAUUGGAUUCAUUAAUCACACUAAUAAAUAUGUUUUAGACUGAUUUGGUUCCUUGGCUGCUAUUUAUAUUGUGCAUUUUACUACCGUAUUGUUUUUAAACAUUGUAAGCCAUCCAGAAUUACUAAUGUGAGAUAGGCAGUUGUAUAAAUCUUAAGAAAUAUAUUUUUUAAAAUAUUAAAAUCAUAUUGAACAAGAUGGCAUUUGUGUUGUGCUUCACUGCAAUAUGUAUUGGAGUGGUAAAGAAUUUCACUAUUGGGUUUUUGUGAAACAGGCAAUCUUUGUAGACUAUCUUGAAGCUGUAUUUCACCAGGCAUUUUUAACAAAGUAAAUUUUUAUGGGAUAUAUUUAGAAUGGAAGGAAAUUUUGUUUGUAUCAAAUGUGUUCAAACUGAUGGUCUGUCUGGAUAAGCAUGUAGGGCAGGCUGGUAGAAGACAUGGUCUGCAUGCAGCUCAUCAGCCAUAUUUUUAAUAAUAAAAUGAUAGUUCACCCUCACGAAGGAUCUGCAACCAUUGCCACAAAGACACAUUGCUCCAACACCUCCCGGCCUUACCAAUGCCGCCAGCUCUGUUGCUGCUCCACCAGCCAUCAAACAAUUACAGGUAGUCCCUGACUUACAGCAGUUCACUUAGUGACCAUUCAAAUUUACAACGGCACU
Molecule: messenger RNA, 2894 nt
Organism: Thamnophis sirtalis
Lineage: Eukaryota; Metazoa; Chordata; Lepidosauria; Squamata; Natricidae
Source: RefSeq, a predicted model, not a curated record